AUGAAGCCAGUAGUACAAGAGAACAACAACAACAAUGGAAAAGUAACAAUCAAAGCAGAGUGCAGAGGAGGAAAAAUCGAAAUCGACACGAAAAAUGUCGAUACGAUUAAGUACAUAGAAAAAAGGCUGACCGAAAAAGGUGUGCAGAGGUUAGAACGGCAUCCCGCUGACGGGUUGCCGUUCAAACAUGACCCAAAAAAGGGUCAUGGGGGGAAGUACACGUGGGAGGGACCGGAUAACGAGGCGGUUAGUGAACUGGAUCCGGUCCCACCCGCGUUAGAUGAGAAGGAUCCGAAUUACGAAGAGGCAGAGGAAGAAGCAGAGGAUGAAAAAGAGAAAGUAGUGGUGGGUGAAGUUGAAGUGGCUAAAUUGGCUGAUGAAGGUGUUGGUAGAAUUGAUGUUGAUCCUAAUUUGAAAGUUGAUAACACUAAGUAA
This is a messenger RNA of Capsicum annuum, 435 nucleotides long. RefSeq lists its product as uncharacterized. Bases 1 to 435 code for a protein of 144 amino acids. Lineage: Eukaryota; Viridiplantae; Streptophyta; Magnoliopsida; Solanales; Solanaceae. The record is from RefSeq and is a predicted model, not a curated record. The transcript has a single exon.